This is a messenger RNA of Jaculus jaculus (lesser Egyptian jerboa), 948 nucleotides long. It is a transcript of the gene Phox2b, whose product is annotated as paired like homeobox 2B. The coding region runs from base 1 to 948 and encodes 315 amino acids. Gene Ontology annotation, biological process: regulation of transcription by RNA polymerase II. The record is from RefSeq and is a predicted model, not a curated record. The transcript is spliced from 3 exons. Gene Ontology annotation, molecular function: DNA-binding transcription factor activity, RNA polymerase II-specific; RNA polymerase II transcription regulatory region sequence-specific DNA binding. NCBI's taxonomy places the organism in Eukaryota, Metazoa, Chordata, Mammalia, Rodentia, Dipodidae.
AUGUAUAAAAUGGAAUAUUCUUACCUCAAUUCCUCUGCCUACGAGUCCUGUAUGGCUGGGAUGGACACCUCGAGCCUGGCUUCAGCCUAUGCGGACUUCAGUUCCUGCAGCCAGGCCAGUGGCUUCCAGUAUAACCCGAUCAGAACCACUUUUGGGGCCACGUCUGGUUGCCCGUCCCUCACGCCGGGAUCCUGCAGCCUGGGCACCCUGAGGGACCACCAGAGCAGUCCGUACGCCGCAGUUCCUUACAAACUCUUCACCGACCACGGCGGCCUCAACGAGAAACGCAAACAGAGGCGCAUCCGCACCACGUUCACCAGCGCGCAGCUCAAAGAGCUGGAGAGGGUGUUCGCCGAGACGCACUACCCGGACAUCUACACGCGGGAGGAGCUGGCGCUGAAGAUCGAUCUCACCGAGGCGCGAGUGCAGGUGUGGUUUCAGAACCGCCGCGCCAAGUUCCGCAAGCAGGAGCGGGCGGCGGCGGCCGCAGCAGCCGCGGCCAAGAACGGGUCGUCGGGCAAGAAGUCGGAUUCGUCCCGGGACGACGAUAGCAAAGAGGCCAAGAGCACCGACCCGGACAGCACGGGAGGUCCGGGUCCCAAUCCCAACCCCACGCCUAGCUGCGGGGCGAGCGGCGGAGGCGGCGGAGGCGGCCCGAGCCCGACCGGAGCUCCGGGGCCCGCGGGACCCGGGGGACCGGGAGGCGAACCCGGCAAGGGCGGAGCGGCGGCGGCGGCGGCGGCUGCGGCGGCGGCGGCUGCGGCAGCGGCGGCGGCGGCGGCGGGAGGCCUGGCUGCGGCCGGGGGACCUGGACAAGGCUGGGCUCCCGGCCCGGGGCCCAUCACGUCCAUCCCGGAUUCGCUCGGGGGUCCCUUCGCCAGCGUCUUAUCUUCGCUCCAAAGACCCAACGGUGCCAAAGCGGCCUUGGUGAAGAGUAGUAUGUUCUGA